GUUAUAGUAACUGAUAUAUAGUGUGUUGCAACAAACACCAUGAACAACAAUGUGAACUUGUUGAUCGGUCUCGCAGUUUUGUUAUAUAUUCUACCAACGCAAUCUACUGUUAUUAACUUCGACCCCCGUGGAGGUACAAACCUAGCAAUGCCACCUCCAGUAGAUACACCAGUUCUUAUAAUAAACGGAACGCUCUCACCUGCUGAUCAGCACAUAAUACUCUUGAUAUAUAACAGCACAUUAAAAAGCACCGAUUCAUCCACUAGAAACAACACGACAGCAACGGAUAGUCGUUUACUCCCCAUAGCAGUACAACAACCAUUGUACUUUCAACAACUGACUGAUAUUCUUAACAACAGAACAUUGUUUUUAGCAUUGAUGCCACCGUCAGCAAUACCUCCGGGUUAUUUGCAGAAUAUUAACCGCGUAGGCGACCAAUCUACCGAAGUUACAACAACACAACCAGUAAAUCCGAACCGAAACCAAAUUAUUGUUGAAACUCCAUACGAUCCAACGUCAGGUGCUGGUGACGUCACAUCUACUUCUGACCCAAAAACAAUAACAAUACCUUACAUUCUAAACCCAAAUUCUCAGUGUGGGGUAUUUCCCGCAUGCAGUAUCGGAUUACGAAUAAACGAGAAAUCGGAACUAACGGCCGUGACUUGUCAUAAACCAGUGGUUGGUUUGUUAGUAGCCAUCGUCAUCAUCUUAUCCAUCGUGAUCGUGCUCAGUAAUGUUUUGAUCAUCGUGGUGACGAUGCGAACUCGUUCUCUACGAAAACCACACGGAUAUUUCAAAGUAUCUCUGGCAGUUUCAGAUUUAUUAAUGGGUUUGCUUGUCCUACCAUCGGUUGCACACAACAUAUUGAACGGGAUCAAAUACCAGCAAUCAGAUUACAAACAACUGAUGUUGUAUAGUGAGCACACUACUGUAGAAGGCGCAAUCUUUGGCAUUGUGGGGAUAAUCUCUUCAACAACAACAGUAUUCGGGUUGUUUCUGCUCACAAUCGACAGCUAUUUGUCAGUGCGAUGGCCAGUCAAGUAUAGAGUAGGUGAUAUUAUGACGACACCAAGAGCUUUGUUUCUUGUGGCGUUUAUUUGGAUUAUUGGAUUGGCCGUGUCCGCUCUACCUAUAUUAGCAAAAGACUUUCUGGAAUACAGACUCGUGUAUUUCACCUUUAUGUAUAUGCCAUACCUUAAGCCUAUACCGGGAACCGAAGGACAAGCUUCGAUACAAAGAUAUUUACAUGGAGUGUUGUACGCGGUGUUCGUGUGGGGAUUACCCUUCAUUAUCACAUGGAUCUUAACCAUCAUGACGUCGUGUGAGAGCAUGCGUAUGUUGCGUCAUAUGCGUGAUGCGCGAAGACAAAGCGUCCGAUCUACGAAAGCACUGAACCGCGUCGACCGUGAUAUUCGUCGAACCGUUGCCGUCGUUCUACUUCUCUUCACAAUCACAGUGCUGCCCGUGUUUGUUGUUAUUGUCACUUUCUUACCUUCUGGAAAUGAGAAGUGUCCGUCAAAAGCAAAAUCCAUCGCCUACUACGUCACUACUAUUCUAUUAGUGUCCGGGAGUUUUUUUAACGUCAUCAUCUACAAUGUUUGCAACAAGGAAUUCCGUGAAGCUUGCUUUAAGUUGUGUGUGGACAUGCUACGACCUUGCUGUUUCGAAUCCGUCACCGCCAUGUUCGAGCACCAGGACCGAGCAUCGAAGCGACGCGCCGAUUAUUGGAAAUCUAACGCAUCAAAGAAAUCGGCGAAAAUCCGUGAUGCAAAUAAUGACGGGAAAAGAUCUUUAUCUGCGUCGACAGCUGUUACUAGUGAAGGACGAAGUAAGUCGGUAACCGAUGAAUAUUCAGUGAAAGCCACGGAUACAACGAGCACAUCUUACGAGAAUGAACAACGAAUCAACAACAAUAGCAAAUAAAUGAACCAAUAAUUCGAGUGUUAUAACUCGACUGUUUUGAAAGAAAAACGAGAGAAACUGCAAAAAAGUGUUUUGUCAAUAUUUAUUGCAAAAAUAGAUGUACAGUUUAUAGAUGUUCCUUGUGUUUUGUUUUCUGUUGUCGAUAAAUUGCUGAUACGGGAUUUUUCUGGUCUAUUUAAGGUAAACAUAUUUGCACUUAUGUAUUCAGUUGUUCAAGCUAACGAAAUGUUACAUAUUGUAAUUUAAAU
Molecule: messenger RNA, 2171 nt
Organism: Ciona intestinalis (vase tunicate)
Lineage: Eukaryota; Metazoa; Chordata; Ascidiacea; Phlebobranchia; Cionidae
Source: RefSeq, a predicted model, not a curated record